Molecule: messenger RNA, 6692 nt
Organism: Salvia miltiorrhiza (redroot sage)
Lineage: Eukaryota; Viridiplantae; Streptophyta; Magnoliopsida; Lamiales; Lamiaceae
Product: protein REDUCED CHLOROPLAST COVERAGE 2
Exons: 23
Coding region: 547-6186 (1879 amino acids)
Biological process (GO): organelle organization
Cellular component (GO): cytoplasm
Molecular function (GO): protein binding
Source: RefSeq, a predicted model, not a curated record
AGAUGAGAGGUGAGGAAAUUGCAGCCUUACAUUCUUGUUGAGUUAUAGAAAUAUUAUUUAGCAUAUAUAAGAAAAAAGGAUUGCGGGUUAUGUGUUGCCUUAUCCUAUCUUUUCCAAUAUCCGCUCAAAAUUCACAAAAAUUUACAAGACUCUCUCUCUCUCUCGACGCCUCUCGCUCUUGGCCCGGCCUACUUCCCUGGCUACUCGACCUCACUUUUUCCUUUUAACGAGCCUCCACGAAUUCUUGGACUUGGAGCAGCAUAUAUAUACAUAGUUUAGAGUCACACUAUGAUUUUCAUGCAUUUAUACUCCUCAACGAUGUGAUUAUUUCCGAAAUUCAUUCAUUUCAAUUCCUCUUAAUUUCCUUCGCUUCCUUCUUUUUUUCAGCUUCUAUUUAUUCUCGCUCUCGUUUCAUUUAUUCUUCGAAUUUAACGGCUACUUCUCCUUCUUUUCCACAUUGUUUGUUUGUAUACAACUUUGUUUAUGAGUUUCGCAUAAUCUCUCUCAUUAUAUACAUAUAUAUAUUGUUACAUAAUCAAGCGUACAAUGGCUCCUAAAACUGGAAAGACUAAACCCAACAAAGCCAAAGGAGACAAGAAGAAGAAAGAAGAGAAAGUUUUACCAACUGUAAUAGAAAUAACUGUAGAGACACCUGAGGAUUCACAAGUGACACUAAAGGGGAUAUCAACAGAUAGGAUCUUAGAUGUCAGGAAACUAUUGGCCGUCCAUGUCGACACGUGUCACUUGACCAAUUACUCAUUAUCCCAUGAGGUUCGAGGGGCAAGAUUAAACGAUUCGGUGGAGAUUAUGGCUCUCAAGCCGUGUCACCUUGCCAUUGUCGAAGAGGAGUACACGGAACGGCAAGCCGUGGAUCAUAUUAGACGGCUUUUAGAUAUUGUCGCCUGCACAACCUACUUCGGCGGUUCACUCACUUCACCCAGAACCGGAUCAAAAACCGGGACUAAAGAACCCGGUUCUCCUGACUCGAAUUCCGGUUCACAGAAUGCGGCUAUCGAAUCCUCUCCGAAGUCCAAAUCCGCCGUUUCGCCGAAGUCCAAGCCCGGGAAGCCGGAGGUUUCGGCCGCCGUCACCGGAUCGGAUGCGGCGGCGAAGGGCGAAGCCGCGGCGUCGAUGAUGUACCCUCCGCCAAGGCUAGGGCAGUUCUACGACUUCUUCUCGUUCUCUCACCUCACUCCACCCAUUCAAUAUAUUAGGAGAUCAAGUCGACCGUUCCUUGAGGAGAAAACAGAUGAGGAUUUAUUUCAAAUUGAUGUGCGGAUUUGCACCGGGAAGCCGACAACAAUAGUUGCCUCUCGAAAAGGUUUUUAUCCGGCUGGAAAGCGUAUUCUUGUAAGCCACUCAUUAGCUGGUCUUUUGAAGCAGAUAAGCAGAAUUUUUGAUUCUGCAUUUAAGGCCCUGAUGAAAGCUUUCACCGAGCACAACAAAUUCGGGAAUCUUCCAUAUGGUUUUCGAGCAAACACUUGGUUAGUACCCUCUGUUGUUGCUGAGAACCCGUCUAUAUUCCCUCCACUUCCUAUUGAAGAUGAAAAUUGGGGAGGAAGUGGAGGCGGACAAGGAAGAGACAGGAAGCACGACUACAGGCCGUGGGCAAAGGAACUUUCUGUCUUGGCAGCAAUGCCAUGUAAGACAUCCGAGGAGCGCCAACUAAGAGAUAGGAAAGCCUUUCUCCUUCACAGUCUACUUGUUGAUGUUUCGGUUUUCAAAGCUGUUGCUGCAAUAAAGCAUCUAAUAGACAACAAUCAGCAGCCUGCAAGUAACUCUGCUUCAUCAUUAUUACAUGAGGAAAGAAUUGGAGAUCUACUCAUUAGCGUCACAAAAGAUCCGCCAGAUGGAAGCACUAAGUUGGAUAGCAAAAAUGAUGGGAGCAAGGUUCUCGGAAUUACACACGAAGAAGUAACUCAAAGAAACUUGCUGAAAGGCAUAACUGCAGAUGAAAAUGCAACCGUACAUGAUACUUCUACUUUAGGUGUUGUCGUUGUUAGACACUGUGGGCACACAGCCAUUGUUAAAGUUUCAGCCGAGGUAAAUUGGAACGGCAAAUCCAUUCCUCAGGAUGUUGACAUUGAAGAUCAUCCUGAAGGAGGAGCCAAUGCAUUGAAUAUUAAUAGCUUGAGAAUGCUGUUGCACAAAGCCACGCCCCAAUCACCCAACCCAGUUCAAAGAGUUCCGAAUGCUGAUAUGGAAGAAUUACGCUCCAGUUGGCCUUUGGUGAGGCAGGUGCUAACUGAAAGUUUAAAGACUCUUCAGGGAGAAGAUUCUACACUGAAAAAGUCAAUUAGAUGGGAGCUUGGUGCAUGUUGGGUGCAACACUUGCAAAAUCAGGCUUCAGGUAAAGAUGAGCCUAAAAAGAAUGAAGAGGUUAAAGUUGAGCAAGCAGUCAAGGGUCUUGGAAAGAAUGGUGGAUUGCUGAAGGAUAUUAAAAAGAAGUCGGACGAUCAAAUAAAUAAAUCUGACGUAAACAAGGAAGUUUCUGCUAAUUGCAGUUCUGAUGCAAACAAGGACUUUGAAAAAGAUGACAACGAGAUUGUAUGGAAAAAUUUGAUUCCUGAAUCAUCAUAUUUGCGCCUUAAAGAAUCAGAAACUGGUCUUCACCUUAAGACACCUGAAGAGUUGAUUGAGAUGGCGCACAAAUACUAUGCUGAAACCGCCCUUCCAAAAUUGGUUGCUGAUUUUGGGUCACUCGAACUUUCACCGGUUGAUGGUAGGACGCUGACAGAUUUUAUGCAUACCAGGGGUUUGCAGAUGUGCUCCUUGGGCCGUGUGGUCGAACUAGCAGACAAGCUCCCUCAUGUUCAGUCCCUUUGUAUUCACGAGAUGGUUGUUCGAGCUUAUAAGCAUAUCCUUCAGGCUGUUUUGGCAGCAGUCGAUGAUAUUGCUAAUAUGGCUUCAUCGAUUGCUUCUUGUUUGAAUUUGUUGCUGGGGACACCUGCUGCACAAAAUGGUGAUGCAGACGUAAAUAAUGCUGAAGAAUUGAAAUGGAAGUGGGUAGAGACAUUCCUUUUUAAGAGGUUUGGCUGGCAAUGGAAUGAUGAGGCACGCAAUGACAUAAGAAAGUUUGCUAUUCUUCGUGGACUCUGCCACAAGGUUGGGCUUGAACUUGUUCCGAGAGACUAUGAUAUGGAUUCUCCCUUCCCAUUCAAGAAAUCAGAUAUAAUCAGCAUGGUGCCUGUUUAUAAACAUGUCGCUUGCUCAUCUGCUGAUGGACGUACACUUUUGGAAUCAUCCAAGACUUCCUUGGACAAGGGCAAAUUGGAGGAUGCUGUUACUUAUGGAACAAAGGCACUCUCGAAACUGGUUUCUGUCUGUGGUCCUUAUCAUCGAAUGACAGCAGGGGCAUAUAGUCUGUUGGCUGUGGUGCUCUACCACACUGGGGACUUUAAUCAGGCCACCAUAUACCAGCAAAAAGCUUUAGAUAUCAAUGAGAGAGAGCUUGGUCUGGAUCAUCCAGACACAAUGAAAAGCUAUGGAGAUUUAGCUGUCUUCUACUAUAGACUCCAACACACUGAGCUGGCAUUGAAAUAUGUCAACCGUGCUUUGUAUCUCCUGCAUCUAACUUGUGGCCCUUCUCACCCAAAUACUGCUGCCACCUAUAUCAACGUAGCUAUGAUGGAAGAAGGUCUGGGGAAUGUCCAUGUUGCUCUUAGAUAUCUCCAUGAGGCUCUCAAGUGUAACCAAAAACUUCUGGGAGCUGAUCACAUACAAACAGCGGCUAGCUAUCAUGCUAUUGCAAUCGCUCUCUCGUUGAUGGAAGCAUAUUCCCUAAGUGUUCAACACGAACAAACCACUCUUCAGAUACUGCAGGCUAAACUAGGAUCAGAAGAUCUACGUACACAGGAUGCGGCUGCAUGGCUGGAAUAUUUCGAGUCCAAGGCGCUGGAGCAGCAAGAAGCUGCACGCAAUGGCACUCCAAAACCAGAUGCGUCUAUCUCUAGCAAAGGCCAUUUGAGUGUUUCGGACCUAUUGGACUACAUAACCCCUGAUGCAGAGAUGAAAGCAAGGGAAGCCCAAAAGAAGCAAGCUCGUGCCAAGCUUAAGGGAAAAGUUGGUCCGAACUCGGAAACUGUGACGGAUGAAUAUCAAAAGGGUGAGUUCACAAUGGAAAGUGAACCUGUGGCAGAGAACUCCAGCGAUAAAGAAAAUAGAUCUGGAGUGGAAAACAAAUCCGAGCCUCAUUUUGUGGGCACGAUUAAGAAUACUGAUUCAUUUGUUGGAGAGAAAACAUUGUUGGACGAAAAUGAUAGCGUUGGAAAGGAUGAUAUCUCCGAAGAAGGAUGGCAAGAGGCUAAGGGGCGCUCUCUUAUGGGCCGCAAGCCAUCUGCUUCCAAGAGGCCGAGCCUUGCAAAAUUGAACACCAACUUUCAGAUUGCUUCUCAUCCGUCUAAGUCCAGAGGUAAACCAAGUGGUUUCAGCUCUCCUAGAACAAGUCCAAAUGAAAACACAGCUUCAUCUGGCCUGGCUCCACAGGGUCCUAAAAAGUUCAUCAAAAGUGCUAGCUUCAAGCUGAAGCCGAACGGCCCUUCUACACCAGCUAGUGCCAAAGAGAAACUGGCCAACGCAAAAUCAGCUCCUAAUAGUCCAAGCCCAGCUUCCAGUGAAGUUGCUAAAGCUUCUAUUGUUAGUUCUGUAAGCGUUCAUGGCGCAGGAAAGCUUUUCUCGUACAAAGAGGUAGCUUUAGCUCCACCAGGUACCAUUGUUAAGGCUGUUGCGGAGCAGAAUUCUGCAGAAGAAAAUCUGCAGGCAAUCAAGGAGGAGAGUAGCUCUGAUACAACAGUAUCAACAUCAAAGAAAGUGGAUGCAGAUCAAACUCAAAAACUGGUGGUUGAGGUAAAAGAGAUGGAUGGAACUAGCAAGGAGGAAGAUCAACAUGCGACUAAAGGUGCUUCUGAAAAUUCAAAACAUUCUGUAACUGGUAAUGAACUAGAAACGACAGUUGAAACUACGGAAGCUGACAAUGGGCACGAAUCAAACUCAGGACCUGUGGCUUCUGCUUCGUCUGAGGGUCUAAAUUCUACUGCUUCCAAAAAAGAAGCAUCUGAAAUGCAAGUUAUGACCGAUCUUGAAUCUCCAUCAGACUCUAUGGAUACUACCGCUCAGUUGGAGAAUGAUGCCUCUGGUUUGAAAGAAAAGGUGGUGGACGAAGAGACGAAGGCUGAUUCAUGUAAUGAAAGUGAAAGUGCUGGUUUGCUGACAGAUGAGGAAGCGAACCAAGUUAAUGGAGGUGGUGCUCCAUCACCCACUGAAGCUGAAAAGCAAGUUGAUAUAGAGACUGGAAAGGAAACAUCCAAGAAACUAUCUGCUGCAGCUCCUCCAUAUACUCCGUCGACAAUUCCAGUUUUUGGCUCUAUACCCCUACCUGGUUAUACAGAGCACGGUGGAAUAUUGCCACCUCCAGUGAAUAUAGCACCGGUGCUUACAGUUAACCCUGCCCGUAGGUCACCGCAUCAAUCUGCUACUGCUAGAGUUCCAUAUGGUCCUCGCCUCUCAGGUGGCUAUAACAGAUCUGGCAGUCGUGUCCCACGGAAUAGGCCUGCAUUCCACAAUGCUGAAAACAAUGGGGACCCAAAUCACUUCAACCCUCCAAGAAUAAUGAAUCCACAUGCGAAUGAGUUUGUACCCGGCCAAUCAUGGGUUACAAGUGGCUAUUCAGUUGCCCCGAAUGGUUAUAUCCCUACACAAAACGGGGUUGCUUUCACCUCGAACGGGUAUCCUUUAUCACCAAAUGGAGUAGCAAUGGCACAUGAUGGCUUCCCACCGUUACCAAAUGGUACGCCCGCAACUCAAGAUGGACUUCCAGUAUCUUCAGUAGAUCCAACAGAUUCACCUGCAGAAGAGAAUACUGAAGUUGAUGAAGAAGUCAGUCAUCAUGCCGUGGCAGAGGGCAAUGUACCGGAAUCAUCAACAAUCAUCCCCUUGGAAACUACAGAAGCACAGGAAAAUGUUAAAGAAGAAACUCAUUCGGAACAGACAAUAGAGAAUAAUGAUUGUCAACCUGGAGGAGAGUGUACCGAUGCUGAUGCAGAUGCAGAUGCAGAAUCUCCUAAUGCCGUUUCUCCAGAUGGUAAGAGUACUGUCACGGUGGCUGUCGAAGGAAAGACAAUCAAACGUUGGGGUGAUUACAGUGAUGGUGAAGCAGAAGUUGCUGAGGUUACCGAAGCAGCAAAUUAGAAGGCUGUAUAUAUUUUUGUAGGCGAGUCUCCUCUUGAUCAGGGGACUCAGUUGCGAAAUGAUGGGAACGUUUCUUUCCUCUUGGUGAAAAUUCUGUACGAAUCCAGGAGGUGUAGUUUGAUUACGUUCUAGCUCGUUUGGUGAAAAAUCAUCAAGUCAAGCAAAGCAACGGAGAGUUUUGAUCUUCAAGAACUGAUGCAGCAAUUGGCCGACAGCUCAAAUACUUCACCGCACCAUCCUUCAGUUCGAUUCGGUCAUUCUUAAACGAGACAGGAACUGCCUUGUACUUGUUGAUCAGGCAUUCUAUUUGGAAUAACCAUGAAAGGGGCACAGUUCAGUACAAAUUAGUUUCUGGCCUUUUGUAAUAGUCAAGUUUUGACGUGACACUAAAUCCUCUUGUAAUAACUAGACAGUAGAUUCCAAUUCUGCUUUGCACGAAACUGCUGUGAUUUGCUAAUUUUCAGCUUCCUUAAUAUAUGAGUAGAGGCUGCCUUUUCUGCUGAAAA